AUGGCGUCAAACAAUGACAUCGUUGGGGUGGACAGACCUGGUGAAGCUUCAGGCGCCCUUGGUCGAUCCACAAGUCUCACGAGCAAGACCUCAACAUCGCUGCUGCGUGUUUUUAAGAAACCGCUCGGCCGGUCAUUGUCUGCCAGGAUGCGCCAAGUGUCGCUCGCCUCCAUCAAGGCCAUGCCUGAACUGUGCGACAACUGUUACGAGUUGGUCUAUACACCAGGUUCCUGGUCAAGAGGCCGGCGCUUCGCGAACCGCAGCACUUACCCUGUAUUGGGGUUGACCAUCGCUAAGAUCACCAUGCUGCAGUCGGAAGCCUGUGACCUCUGUCGAGCUCUGACAACACUAUCGGGCAGCACUCAGGACGGGGCUCUGGGCUGGGAGCUCCGCGAAUUCCCUCUUAUCAUGACUUCGGGCUUGAAUGUCGAUACAGAUGUGCCGUCGUUCAUGGCUGUGGUACCCUGGAAUUUUGGGACGUCUGUGAGAGUGGGUGAAAGAGAAGACCAGAGGCGAAACCUGUACCGUGUCGCCUCUAAGAGCGGGCAGUUGAUAUGCUGCCCUAGGAUUGAAGAGGCCUGUGACACACAUCACCCGUUAUGCACGGCAUCGGAGGGCAAAGAAACGGCACCGGACGUCCACUUCAUCAACUGCCAGACGCGGAGUGUGGUAUCCGGUUUGGACCUGCCUUCUGCCGCGAAGUAUGUGGCUUUGAGUUAUGUUUGGGGCAUCAAGACUCCCGCAAAGGCAGGACCAGAAACAAGCAUUCGGCCAGGCAACGCUUUGCCUGAAAAUACCCCAGCUGUCAUAGGAGACGCCAUCAAAGUCACGCUGGCUCUGGGAUUCCAAUACCUCUGGGUGGACAAAUACUGCAUUGAUCAGAAGAAUCAAGCCACGAAACACAAGCAGAUUUUCCAUAUGGACGCUGUUUAUAAGCACGCUUCUCUUACUAUCAUCGCUGCCGCUGGUACCGAUGAGAGCACUGGUCUACCGGGAGUUACGCAAGACCGGCUAGCGAAACAGACCUCUAUUCAGACAGACGAAGUAAGCAUCUUAUCCACGCUUCCAUCACCGGUGCAUCAGAUCGUCGGGUCGAAAUGGGCCAGUCGCGCAUGGACGUUCCAGGAGGCCGUACUUUCUCGCAGGCGGCUGGUCUUUACGGAGGACCAGUUAUAUUUUGAGUGCGAUUCCAUGCACUGCUAUGAGAGCCUCUGCGUCUCGUUUGAUAUGCUACAUGCUACGAACAGUCGACACUCGGAUGCACACAACGAUUUCAUCAAGCCGAAGCUCUUCGGGUUCGGACAUCAGACGGCCGGAAUUCUGACUUAUAUCCAUUGCGCUGAGGAAUACUCGACAAGGUCACUCACCUUUGACGAAGAUUCCCUCAACGCGUUCACCGGUGUGACUAGAAGCCUCGAGAAGUCGAGAAUGCCUCCUGUGCGGAACAUCUGCGGCAUACCGUUUCUGCACCCCAGGGACGUUGCCACCCCGAGUUGCAACUACUUACAAAUGUUGUUGGCAGGGCUAUCAUGGAGGCAUCAGCCCAUGCACGGCUCGGUCCCACGCAGGCGGCAGGAAUUUCCGUCCUGGUCGUGGGCAGGGUGGGCUGGGCCGGUGGUCUGGCCGUCGAGGACUUACUACGCCUCCAUACUGAAGGAAGGGACGGCAGCUGGGCUCGACGCCGUGGGGUUACAGUUCCGGGACGGCAGCGUUGCGCAGAUUUCAGACCUAGACUUCCGGACUGAUGAUCAGGCACUUCGGCAGCCCCGGGCGUUGUUUCUGGACACAGUGGCUCUGCCACGGGACGCGCUGGUCUUCGACCAGGGCUCAGAUCUGCUGAGAUUCCAGAGCGGCGGCGACAUCAGGCUCCAUCCCAGCAAGGAAGGGCUCACGCCCUCAAAAGCCUUCAAGCGGCUCCAUUCUGGCCGUUACGAGGCCAUCCGCCUCGUCACACUCGGUGAUGACGUAUACCUGCUGCUCGUGAAGCGGUACCGCUCAUCCUACUACCGGAUCGGGCUGAUGACGACCAAGAGCUUCUUCAUGCUGCUGCCGCACGGCGAUGAGAAGAUGAGAACAUUCAAGCUUAAGUAA
Diaporthe citri is the source of this 2091-nucleotide messenger RNA. RefSeq lists its product as uncharacterized. Lineage: Eukaryota; Fungi; Ascomycota; Sordariomycetes; Diaporthales; Diaporthaceae. The record is from RefSeq and is a predicted model, not a curated record. The coding region runs from base 1 to 2091 and encodes 696 amino acids. The transcript has 3 exons.